GACUCAGAUAUCAACCCAACAAUACCGACGCCCGCCGGUUGCUCUGGAACUUCCAGAGGCGAAUGACUAUGGUUUGGGAGAAGCUUACUACAGACGCGCCGAGCCUACUGGUGGUGACUUUCAGAUGACGGCUGAGUCUGGCACGCAGGGACGAGGGGCCUCCGCCAUGCAGAAGCAGAACCCCAAAGGUCGUCUGGUCCUCAAUGAUUCCGAAUCAGGUAGCGAUACCGAAAUGGCGCCUCCGCCUCCCUCGUGCAAGCGCGGCGAAGUAGCUAGUAUCACAAAAUCGCCGGCUGAAUUGGCUGCCACCAAGCGGCAGUGCUUAGGAUCUGUUUUGUCGAACGACACGGACGGUGACAAUACUUCGACAUGCAGCAGGUCCCUCGCGCCAGCACGUGUAGAAGACGCGGUCGGGCUUGGCGCAUGCGGAGGCAGCAACAAUGGUAAAAGCACGCUGAGGGGUCAGUCAGUCAGUGAAACGAUGGAGAGUGCAAGGUCCUCGGCCAGCUGCGGCAUCAUAAGACGUCAUGCUGCUGCCGCUAGCGCAAUCAACGCAAUCGAUUCCGAUUCUGAUGGUGAAACAUUCAAGUUCUCUACGACCAGAUCCAGGAUCAGACCUGGCGCAACUGGAUCAAGCUCCAGAACUAGGGCCGGAAGGCGUUGAACUUAAUUUAGGAUUUCGCUGGCUCACUGCGCUGUAUUUUUUACACAGUUUGUAACAUUCGUUGUGAUCGAGUUCCGCAUCGCCCGCCCAACGAAGACGGUCAUGAGAAGGACCAUCUCAGAACAGUGUUGCGGGAAGCUGUGCACGCUUAAUACCUGUCAAUUUUUCGAUUUGAUCGGAGGCGUCCAGCAAUGGCUGAGGGCUCAGCGUAGCCUCUUGAUGUGUAAUGAUGC
Molecule: messenger RNA, 897 nt
Organism: Tilletiaria anomala UBC 951
Lineage: Eukaryota; Fungi; Basidiomycota; Exobasidiomycetes; Georgefischeriales; Tilletiariaceae
Exons: 2
Coding region: 125-664 (179 amino acids)
Source: RefSeq, a predicted model, not a curated record